This is a messenger RNA of Chironomus riparius, 3071 nucleotides long. NCBI's taxonomy places the organism in Eukaryota, Metazoa, Arthropoda, Insecta, Diptera, Chironomidae. The record is from the annotation of a GenBank genome assembly.
AUGGAAAAUUUCACAGGAAAAAUUGCUGCAAAGUUAAAAAGUGAAUUUAAUCAUAACAAAGUCGAACCUAAAAAUCGUCACUUCCCAACAUUUGAAGAAUAUGUUUCUAGAGUCAAAAAUCAUAGUAAUGGCUGUCCUUGCUGUAAUCACGUUCCAACAUCAUUCGAAUCAAAAUCUGAUGAUCAAAAUCUAGUGGAAUUCGAAAGGAAUCAUCAAGAGAAUUCCUCGACAAUACAAAAUCACCCAAAGUGUAUUCAAGAAACAUCAAUCAGCACCGCAUCAUUAGAAAGUAAAAGUACAUUAAAAGAUUUCAUAAGUUCACCGCAUGUAAUUAAAGAAAAGUCAACGAAUAGUAAAGUUAAACAUCAUUGUUCACGCGAGAAGUCAUUAUCUAAUAAUUACCAGGAACUUAAGAACGAUAAUUGUCAAAUAAUAAGGCACAGUGAAUCACAAAGUUCUGAAUCAUCUAUAAUUAAACUAAGAGUUGAUUGUGCUGACGGAACGAGUUCAACAGAGAAAAGUUCACAUAAAUUUGAGCUAACAAAACAUCGAAGUAAAUCUGAAUAUUCAAAUUGCUCUAGGAAACAAGACUGGGAAGAAAUUAAUCCGUCAACAUCAAGCAAUCAAAAGAAUGAGCCAUCAACUUUAAAUAGAACAUUACGUAAAGAAGACAAAUCAGGAAAUAAUUUAAAAGAAUAUUUUUCACCUAAACCACAAAACGAUUGUGAAGCUCUAAAUAACAAUCGAGAGAUCUCACUUGCGAAAUAUUCAGAGUCAAGCCUAUUGCAUCUAAAACCUCAUUCUCCACAACAAGAACUAUUUGCUGCAAAACAAGUCGAGUCGAAAAAAAAUAGCCGAGUUGUGAGUUCAUCAUCUAAAAAUUGUAGCAAAGCUGUGCUUAAAACUUGUUCGUCAAAAAGUACAAAAGCAACAAAAGCAAACAUGGGACAAGGCGAUGUCGGAUCGUGUUGUGCUAAAUAUAUUUUAUGCAUGUUUAAUUUCGUAUUUUUCAUUCUCGGAUCACUCGUGUUGGGGCUCGGCCUAUGGCUCCUAUUUGAUAAAGAUUCCAUUCUCGCUCUAAUGAAAAAUGUGAAUAGCGAGCAUAUAGAUAGAUUUACAGAGCCACAGCUGGUCGAUCAAACAGUUUAUAUUUUCAUUGUCAUCGGAUCAUUAAUGUUUGUGCUUGGAUUUUUAGGCUAUUGUGGUGCUUUGAGAGAAAGUCAGUGUCUUUUGUCAUUGUAUGGAGUUUGCUUAAUUAUUCUUCUCGUACUUGAAAUUGUCCUCUUUGUUUUUGCAGUCGCUUAUCAGGAUGUGGUGAAAGAUGAGACAGAGAGCUUCUUAAAGACUACAAUAAAGGAAUACAAAUCAAGUGGUAAAGAGAAAGAUGGAGUUACAUUGAUGUGGAAUCAAUUGAUGGCACAAUUUAAAUGUUGUGGUGUGAAUAGUUAUGCUGAUUUCGAGACAUCACCUUUUUGGCUUACCAAUCGAGGAUCUAGAAAUGUACCGGAAGCUUGUUGUCAUCUCUCCGACAAAGCAUUAAUUACACCUUCAGACUUAAACUGUCCAUACAGUCCAUCCGAUGAGAAUAGUUAUUAUAUGAAGGUUAGAUUAUUUGUAAAUUUUAUUGAUUUCUACAAAAGUUUGUCAAGGGCGAUGCGUCAAACAAUUAUGAAUAUUGAGAACUUGUAAACACAUGUAGAGCUACACUAGAAUCAACAUUAUUUAUGAAUUCAAUUAAUUAUAAAUUUCAUUUGUACAGGGAUGUCAAACGGCAUUGAUUGAUUAUUUGAGAGCGAACUGUAAUACAAUAAUUGGAAUUACGGGUGGAUUAAUUCUCGUACAACUACUUGCUGCAUUCCUCGCAUUUUGCAUAUGUAAGUGCAUCUCAUCAUAUCGAUCAAGUAGUCGAUUGUAAAUUUUAUGGAUUGUUAAUUCAUCUAAAACAUCAUCGUCAUCAACUUUAUGUAUAGUUUAUAGAUUCUAUCAUCCGCUAUCAUCUAUGUAUUUCCUCUUAUUUUAUUUUCUACAUACACAUCUUUCUCAUGUCAACUUCACUUGCUGUAUACAAACUGUCUAUAUCAAUAUUUUUUAAUAUCGUGGCAUCGACAAUAUAAUGCACUAAGAUAUCAAGUCAUACAAUUCAAUUCAAUCCUUUUCACAUACAUAUACACCCAGUUUUUUGUUCCUGUUUUAUUUUUCAUGGUGUUUGUUGUGUGCUUAUAAACUGAAUAAUUUGGUUUUUGGUGAUAAUUCUAAAUUUUGUAAUAUUCAUAAUCUCAAUUUUUCUUGUUCUCAUUUUUGCAGCAUAAAUUUUUGUACCUGUGCAACGGAUUGAAUUGUUCAUGAAUUAUACAAAAUAUAGUAGAAAUAUAUAAAAAUUCAGUCACAAUAUACACUAUCGUUUUUUACAAUAAUUAAUAAUUAUGAUUUAAUUUGACUGAUAAAUAAAUAAAAAUUUCUGUGGUCCAAUAAUAAAUGUUCAUUCAUCCCAUUUUAAAAUAAAAAAAAAAAUUGUUAAUCCAAAACUUUUACCAUUAAAAUUAUAUAUACACAUAGAGAUGGUUCAUAAAACAAAAUCAAAGAUAAGCGAGUUUCUUCUUUUCCUUAGGGGCUGUUCACUUAUUACGUAACGCGAAAAAAUGACUUUUUAGACCCCCCCCCCUCGUAACAAAAUUUGUAUGAAAAAAAAAUUUCCUUGUUUGAACCGUAACAAAAUCUUAGACCCCCCUCCCCUCCUAAAAGCGUUACGUAAUAAGUGAAUGGCCCCUUAUAGAUUUUGUUAUAUAAUUUUUUAAAAAUUAUGUAAGGACAUAAAAGUUUGCUUUUGAAUGCAUCUUCAUUUUGAGAUGAAGAGUUUCGCACAAAUGUUUUGAAAAGCUUUACUGACUAUUGAAUUGAUAUGCAGUAAAUUUAUUUGAACUUUAAAAAGGUUAAGUUGAUUGGAAACUUUUCAAUAAUUCAUGUUUGGCGGCAUUAUUAUUAUAUUCUGCCUGAAUUUGAUUUCAAAAUCCAAACCUAGUCGCAAAAUUUGUAAAUGAUUCAGAACAUAACAUCCUUUCAAUGGCUUAAGU